AGCGCUGGCUGGCUAAGUCCCUCCCGCGCCGGCUCUCGUCCCACUAGGAGCAGCUCCGUGCAGCGGGGACAGGGCGAAGCGGUCUGCGCCCACGGAGCGCACGUCUCUUGCUCGCAACUCAGCGCUGCCCUUGCCCCCUCGGCUGCCCACUCCAGACGUCCAGCGGAUCCGCGCGCGCACGAUGCCCUCGGCCACCAGCCACAGCGGAAGCGGCAGCAGGUCGUCGGGACCGCCGCCGCCGUCCGGCUCCUCCGGGAGUGAGGCGGCGGCCGGGGCAGCUGCGCCGGCUUCCCAGCAUCCGGCAACCGGCACCGGCGCGGUCCAGACCGAGGCCAUGAAGCAGAUUCUCGGGGUGAUCGACAAGAAACUUCGGAACCUGGAGAAGAAAAAGGGAAAACUUGAUGAUUACCAGGAACGAAUGAACAAAGGGGAAAGGCUCAAUCAAGAUCAGCUGGAUGCUGUAUCUAAGUAUCAGGAAGUCACAAAUAAUUUGGAGUUUGCAAAGGAAUUACAGAGAAGUUUCAUGGCAUUAAGUCAAGAUAUUCAGAAAACAAUAAAGAAAACGGCACGUCGGGAACAGCUUAUGAGAGAAGAAGCAGAACAGAAGCGCUUAAAAACUGUCCUUGAGCUGCAGUAUGUGUUGGAUAAGCUGGGAGAUGACGAAGUGAGAACUGACCUGAAACAAGGCUUGAGUGGAGUGCCAAUACUGUCUGAAGAGGAGCUGUCACUGCUGGACGAGUUCUACAAGUUGGUAGAACCUGAGCGGGACAUGAGUUUAAGGUUAAAUGAACAAUAUGAACAUGCCUCCAUUCACUUGUGGGAUUUGCUGGAAGGGAAAGAAAAGCCUGUAUGUGGAACAACCUAUAAAGCUCUAAAGGAAAUUGUUGAGCGUGUCUUUCAGUCAAACUACUUUGACAGCACUCACAACCACCAAAAUGGGCUGUGUGAGGAGGAAGAGGCAGCUUCAGCACCUACAGUGGAAGACCAGGUAGCUGACGCUGAACCUGAGCCAACUGAAGAGUACACAGAGCAAAGUGAGGUUGAAUCAACAGAGUACGUCAAUAGGCAAUUCAUGGCAGAAACACAGUUCAGCAGUGGUGAGAAGGAGCAAGUGGAUGAGUGGGCAGUUGAAACAGUUGAGGUGGUAAACUCACUCCAGCAGCAACCUCAGGCUGCAUCUCCUUCAGUACCAGAGCCCCAUUCACUGACUCCAGUGGCUCAGUCAGAUCCACUUGUAAGACGGCAGCGAGUACAAGAUCUUAUGGCACAAAUGCAGGGGCCUUAUAAUUUCAUACAGGAUUCAAUGUUGGAUUUUGAAAAUCAGACGCUUGAUCCUGCCAUUGUAUCAGCACAGCCUAUGAACCCUACACAAAACAUGGAUAUGCCUCAGCUGGUUUGCCCACAGGUUCAUUCUGAAUCUAGACUUGCCCAACCUAAUCAAGUUCCUGUACAACCAGAAGCCACACAGGUUCCUUUGGUUUCCUCCACCAGCGAGGGGUAUACAGCACCUCAACCCUUGUACCAGCCUUCUCAUGCACCAGAGCAGCGGCCACAAAAGGAGCCAAUCGACCAGAUUCAGGCAACAAUAUCUUUGAAUACAGACCAGACUACAGGAUCAUCAUCCCUUCCUGCUGCUUCUCAGCCUCAAGUGUUCCAGACUGGGACAAGUAAGCCUUUGCAUAGCAGUGGAAUCAAUGUAAAUGCAGCUCCGUUCCAAUCUAUGCAAACGGUGUUCAAUAUGAACGCUCCAGUUCCUCCUGUUAACGAACAAGAGACUUUAAAGCAGCAGAGUCAGUACCAGGCCAGUUAUAACCAGAGUUUUUCCAGUCAGCCGCACCAAGUGGAACAAACAGAACUUCAACAAGACCAGCUGCAAACGGUGGUUGGAACUUACCAUGGUUCCCAGGACCAGCCCCAUCAAGUACCUGGGAACCACCAGCAGCCCCCCCAGCAGAACACUGGGUUUCCACGUAGCAGCCAGCCUUAUUACAACAGUCGAGGUGUGUCCCGAGGAGGGUCUCGUGGUGCCAGAGGCUUGAUGAAUGGAUACAGGGGCCCUGCCAAUGGAUUUAGAGGAGGAUAUGAUGGUUACCGCCCUUCAUUCCCGAACACUGCAAACAGUGGCUACACACAGUCUCAGUUCAGUGCUCCCCGGGACUACUCUGGCUACCAGCGGGAUGGAUAUCAGCAGAAUUUCAAGCGAGGCUCUGGGCAGAGUGGACCACGGGGAGCCCCACGAGGUCGUGGAGGGCCCCCAAGACCCAACAGAGGGAUGCCGCAAAUGAACACUCAGCAAGUGAAUUAAUGUGAUUCACAGGAUUAUGUUUAAUCGCCAAAAACACACUGGCCAGUGUACUAUAAUAUGUUACCAGAAGAGUUAUUGUCUAUCUGUUCUCCCUUUCAGGAAACUUACUGUAAAGGGACUGUUUUCAUCCCAUAAAGACAGGACUACAAUUGUCAGCUUUAUAUUACCUGGAUAUGGAAGGAAACUAUUUUUACUCUGCAUGUUCUGUCCUAAGCGUCAUCUUGAGCCUUGCACACGAUACUCAGAUUUCUCACCCUUGCUUAGGAGUAAAACAUUAUAUACUUAUGGGGUGAUAAUAUCUCCAUAGUUAUUUGAAGUGGCUUGAAAAAAAAAAUGCAAGUUUGACUUUCUGACAUUGGAUAAAAUCUA
Acomys russatus (golden spiny mouse) is the source of this 2674-nucleotide messenger RNA. RefSeq names its product cell cycle associated protein 1 (gene Caprin1). Gene Ontology annotation, molecular function: RNA binding. The coding region runs from base 182 to 2305 and encodes 707 amino acids. NCBI's taxonomy places the organism in Eukaryota, Metazoa, Chordata, Mammalia, Rodentia, Muridae. The transcript is spliced from 19 exons. Gene Ontology annotation, cellular component: cytoplasm. The record is from RefSeq and is a predicted model, not a curated record.